Ricinus communis (castor bean) is the source of this 1924-nucleotide messenger RNA. Its product is annotated as elongation factor Tu, mitochondrial. The transcript is spliced from 12 exons. The record is from RefSeq and is a predicted model, not a curated record. Gene Ontology annotation, molecular function: GTPase activity; translation elongation factor activity; GTP binding. Gene Ontology annotation, cellular component: mitochondrion. Bases 210 to 1559 code for a protein of 449 amino acids. Gene Ontology annotation, biological process: mitochondrial translational elongation. Lineage: Eukaryota; Viridiplantae; Streptophyta; Magnoliopsida; Malpighiales; Euphorbiaceae.
CUCAGGAGCAAACCCGGCCCUAAAAUGCAGAGUGCGUAAUUGCGCAUUGGGUACCUGCCGUUCCGGGUCGAACAACGGAGACCAAAUCCACAUUUCUCUAAAACCCUCAAGAGAGAAGAAACCCCUAAAACCCCAACUGGAAUCUCUGGUCUCUCUCUCGCCUCUCUCCGGAGCUUCUUUCUAUUUCACUCUAAUCUAACAAUUAUCAAAUGGCAGCCGCUGCUCUAAGAAACCCUAAUUCUAAACGGCUUUUACCCUUCUCUUCUCAAAUCUACUGGUCCUGUCGAGGAGGAUCAGCCGCCUGCGCCUCCACUCAUUUUUCUCUUUCUUCAAAUGACUCUUUUAACCAUAAUCCAUGGUGGAGAUCCAUGGCCACCUUCACUCGAACUAAACCUCACGUAAAUGUCGGAACAAUUGGACAUGUUGAUCAUGGAAAGACUACCUUGACUGCAGCUAUUACAAAGGUUUUAGCAGAAGAAGGCAAAGCCAAAGCGGUUGCCUUUGAUGAAAUUGAUAAGGCUCCUGAAGAGAAAAAGAGAGGAAUUACUAUUGCUACGGCUCAUGUGGAGUAUGAAACUGCUAAGCGUCACUAUGCUCAUGUUGACUGCCCUGGACAUGCUGAUUAUGUGAAAAACAUGAUUACUGGAGCUGCCCAGAUGGAUGGUGGAAUACUGGUUGUAUCUGCUCCUGAUGGUCCCAUGCCUCAGACAAAGGAACAUAUUCUCCUUGCUCGUCAGGUCGGUGUCCCAUCUCUUGUCUGUUUCUUGAACAAAUGUGAUGCUGUUGAUGAUCCAGAACUAUUAGAGCUUGUGGAAAUGGAGCUCCGUGAACUGCUUAGUUUCUACAAGUUUCCAGGAGAUGAAAUCCCCAUCAUUCGUGGAUCAGCACUAUCUGCUCUACAGGGAACAAAUGAAGAAUUAGGGAAAAAGGCCAUCUUAAAGUUAAUGGAUGCUGUGGAUGAAUACAUUCCUGAUCCCGUGCGUCAACUGGACAAGCCUUUCCUUAUGCCAAUUGAAGAUGUUUUCUCAAUUCAGGGGCGUGGAACUGUUGCUACUGGACGUGUUGAACAAGGGACCAUUAAAGUUGGUGAAGAAGUUGAGAUUUUGGGUCUAAUGCAGGGUGCUCCUCUAAAAACAACAGUUACUGGUGUUGAAAUGUUUAAGAAAAUCUUGGAUCAAGGACAAGCCGGUGACAAUGUUGGCCUUCUCCUACGGGGUUUGAAACGAGAAGAUGUGCAAAGAGGACAAGUGAUUGCAAAGCCUGGAUCUGUUAAAACAUACAAGAAGUUUGAGGCAGAGAUAUAUGUGCUAACAAAAGAUGAAGGUGGACGCCAUACUGCCUUCUUUUCCAACUAUAGGCCACAGUUUUACAUGCGGACUGCAGAUAUCACUGGGAAAGUGGAAUUGCCUGAAAAUGUUAAGAUGGUUAUGCCUGGAGACAAUGUGACUGCAACUUUCGAGCUGAUCUUACCCGUUCCUCUUGAAGCAGGACAAAGAUUUGCCUUGAGAGAGGGAGGUAGAACAGUUGGAGCAGGUGUUGUCUCGAAAGUGAUUAGCUGAGUUGCUUUGACGUCAGAUCCUUUAUGCUUUUUGUCCCCUUGUUCGCUAAAAGUGCUUUAGGUAAGAAGACAUGAUUGUUAUUGAUGAGAAGAAAAUGCCAUGUGAUAAUUUCUUAUAAAGUCUGCAUUUGAUGCAAUGUUGUUUCUAGGCAUUACAGAAGAGAUUGUUAGUGAUCGCAAAUUGAGUUAAUUUGAGAGAAUGAUUGUCUUCCGGUCCUGCUUCCAUAGCAUACAAUUGAUCAACAUAGCUUGAUCUUUUUCCCUCAGCUUUCUGUGGUAUUUAAAUAAUAUUCAUUCAAAUUGUACUAAUGUUUAGAUUAUAUGCCACUAAUCAUUCUAUAUUUGAAGACUGUUUUUCCUUGUCAA